Carassius auratus (goldfish) is the source of this 11891-nucleotide messenger RNA. RefSeq names its product utrophin. Gene Ontology annotation, biological process: synaptic signaling. Lineage: Eukaryota; Metazoa; Chordata; Actinopteri; Cypriniformes; Cyprinidae. Gene Ontology annotation, molecular function: zinc ion binding; protein binding. The record is from RefSeq and is a predicted model, not a curated record. Bases 296 to 10675 code for a protein of 3459 amino acids. Gene Ontology annotation, cellular component: plasma membrane. The transcript has 76 exons.
CAAGGAAACUUUGCGACAGAGCUGAACCCCUCCAGGAGCGCCAGAACAGUCGAGUGGGAUAACUUUGCUGUUUCCUGGAUGGGGUUGUGACUGUCCCGUGAAAGCGUUGAGCAGAGAUCUGGAGCUGCGCGUGGAGCGCUGAACAUGCCCUAAGAAGAGCCAAUCAUUCAUUAUUCUCUCAAUGACACAAAGUCACUGUCCUCAGGCUGGCUGAUUCAGCACGCACAGGGAUUUGCAGCGGGCUGUAUAUGUAAAGGAGAACCGGAUUCAGUACCCGUGAGUCCUGAGGAGGAACAUGGCUACCGUGGACACAAUGUCAGAGGCCUCUGAGGCUGGAGACAACAGCGAGUUCACUGACAUCAUCAGAUGGAGAUCAGAUGAACAUGAUGCCGUACAGAAGAAAACCUUCACGAAGUGGAUCAACGCACAGUUCUCGAAGACGGGGAAGACGCCCAUCAAAGACAUGUUCUCUGACCUGAGAGACGGCAGGAAACUCCUCGAUCUCCUGGACGGGCUCACUGGAAACACACUGACCAAAGAGCGAGGCUCUUCCAGAGUUCACUCCCUCAACAACGUCAACCGUGUGCUGCAGGUCCUUCAUCAGAGCAGCGUGGACCUGGUGAAUAUCGGUGGGACUGAUAUUGUGGAUGGGAAUCAUAAGCUCACGCUAGGACUCAUCUGGAGUAUCAUCCUGCACUGGCAGGUCAAGGACGUCAUGAAGGAUGUGAUGUCCAGUCUUCAGCAGACCAACAGUGAGAAGAUUUUACUGAGCUGGGUGAGGAACUGCACCCGCAACUAUAACAACGUUAAUGUGCUCAACUUCACCACCAGCUGGGCGGACGGCCUGGCCUUCAACGCCAUCCUACACCACUUCAGGCCUCAUGGAUUCAGCUGGGAGGAAGUAGUUCAUCUAACUCCAGUAGAGAGGCUGGACCAUGCUUUCACAUUCGCCAAAGACCAGCUCAACAUUGAGAGACUACUGGAUGCAGAAGAUGUGGCGGUGCAGUUGCCGGAUAAGAAGUCCAUCAUCAUGUAUGUGACCUCACUCUUUGCCGUCUUUCCCAACGACAUCACAAUGGAUGACAUCAAAGAGGUGGAGACGCUGCCCAGACGCUAUAAGGUGGAUCAGGAUGAGGGUCAUGCUGGAUUGGCUGCAGAGACGCAGGAGGUGAGCAGCAGGCGGCCAGAGACGGAGGUGGACAUGGAGGUCAGUCUGGACAUGUAUCAGAUCACGCUGGAAGAGGUGCUCACCUGGCUGCUGUCGGCCGAAGACACGCUGCACAUGCAGGACGACCUGUCCCACGACGUGGAGGAGGUCAAAGACCAGUUCCACACACACGAGGGCUUUAUGAUGGAAUUGACAGCCCACCAGAGCAGCGUGGGUAACGUCUUACAGGCAGGACACCAGCUGAUCGCUCAAGGCCACCUGAGUGAGGAAGAGGAGGAAGAGAUCCGAGAACAGAUGACACUGCUCAACUCCCGCUGGGAAAACCUGCGGGUCGCCAGCAUGGACCGUCAGUCCAGACUUCAUGAGGUUCUGAUGGACCUUCAGCAACAGCAGCUCCAGCAGCUCUCUGAUUGGCUGACGCAGACGGAGGGGCGGAUCCGUAAGAUGGAGAAAGAGCCAAUAGCAGGAGACCUGGAGGGAUAUCUGGUCCACAUAGAGCAGCACAAAGUUUUGCAGAAUGAUCUGGAGCUGGAACAGGUAAAGGUGAACUCUCUCACACACAUGGUUGUGGUCGUGGAUGAGAACAGCGGGGAGAGUGCAACUGCUGCCCUGGAGGAACAAUUGCAGUCACUGGGGGAGCGCUGGGCGGCAGUGUGUCGCUGGACGGAGGAACGCUGGAACAAACUUGAGGAAAUUCAGCUUGUGUGGCAGCGGCUGCUUGAUGACCAGAGUUUGUUUGGAUCGUGGCUAGCAGAAAAGGAGAAGGCCUUGAGUGAAGUUCAGACCAGUGAUUUUAAAGACCCUAGUGAAAUAAAUGCCAGCGUGCGCAGAUUAGCCAAUCUCAAGGAGGACAUGGCCCAGAAGCGAAGGGCCCUGAGUGCUCUGUCAGAUGCUGGACAGGAUGUGACAGUGCUGUUAAACAGUCCAGCCGCAGCUCAGAGGAUCGAAACAGACACAGACCUACUGACCCAACGCUGGGACAACCUGGUCCAAAAACUAGAGGACUGCUCCAGCCAAGUAACUGAAGCGGUGUCUGUGACUGGGAUACCCCAGGUACCGGAGAAGAUGGUCAUGGACACAGUCACAACACGGAUGGAGCAAACCUUCACCAGCAGCGAUCGAGAGCUACCGCCACCUGCUCCACCUAAAAGACGACAUCUGGAUACAGACGGCGAGCUCAGGAGACUAGCUGAAACUGAUGUUGCCAAGCUUUUGUCACGGCUGGCUGCAUGGAAGUCAUCCGCCCGAGCUGCUGGAGAGACGCCUGGUCUGAAGGAAAAACUACAGACGCUGCGGGUGGAGCUUGCUGAAAACGAGGGGGCAGUGAAAGAGGUAGUGCAGAAAGGAGAGAAGAUGAUUGAACGGUUGGAGAAAGAAGGUCUGUCUUCAGAGGAGGCCCGUUCUGCCCUGGACUCUGUGCGUGAAGAAUGGGAGAGCUGUCAGAACCUGAUCCAGGAUCUGAGGAACCGAGCUCAAGUACUAGAGCAGGUGGCAGCGCUUCAGUCAAGACUGAAGGCUCUAGAUGGAGUCCUGCAGGAACCGGAGAAAUGGCUGAUCUCCACAGAAGGGUUUAGAGCAAAAAACAACCAGCAGGAACUCCAGACACUCAAAGACGACUGUGAGGCUCGUAUAGCAGAGCUGGAAAAGCUUCAGGCACAGGUGGAAGAUCUGUGUUCUCAGACGGAGCGUCUGGCCGCAGAACCCGGAGCCCCUGACACCACGAGGUCCAGUGUGACAGCGCUGGCAUCACGCCACAGCACAACCAUUCAGGAGCUCCAGACACGGCAGCAGGACAUCACCACAGUUUUGUCCAGGCUGGAGGGGUCCCGAGCGCUGCAGCAGAUGGGGUCCGGACUGAACACAGUCAGCGCUGAUAUCAGAGACAUCACCACGGCUGAGCAGGGACUCAUCAAAGCUCAGGCUCUCUGUGCUGAGAUAUUGCAGCAGGGUCAGGAGGCAUCGGAGGCAGCAGAGCAGCAGGCCUGGACUGAGCUCUCCACGGCCGCCCAGGAUCAGCUCAGCAUGCUGCAGUGCAUUCUGGGUAGCAUGAAGGACACAAAGGUGAAGCGUGAGGAGGUGGAGCGCUGGCUGAAUGCUGCUGAUGAGCUGCUGUCUCGAGACGCUAGCGGCUUCAGCCAAGCUGACAAACUACAGGAAGAAGUCAACCAGUGCAAGGAGCUGGUGAGUGAGAUGGACAGCGUGAACUCGUCUCUGAAGCAGAUGAGGGAGAACGUGACGGCCGUGCAGAAGAGCUCAGUACAUGGUCUGGUCAGCUGGGGGCAGACGGAGCUGGACCACAGUCAGAGGCGCUGGGACACGCUCAGUAAAGAGCUGCUGAGGCGAGAGGAGCGUGCGAGUGACGGUCAGGAGAGAGUGGUGAAUCUGAAGAAAGACGUGGCGGAGAUGCGCGAGUGGAUGAUUCAAGUGGACGAGGAGUUUCUCAUGAGAGACUUUGAGUACAAGAGCCCCGAGGAGCUGGAGGAGGCGCUGCAGGAGAUGAAGAGGGCUAAAGACGAUGUGUUACAGAAGGAAGUGCGUGUGAAGAUUAUGAAGGACAACAUUAAUGUUCUGAAUAGUAAGACGCCCCCUGGUGGUCCCGACCUGAGCCCUGAGCUCACUGAGGUGCUGCUCAACUACCAGAAACUCUGCGAUCGCUUCAAGAGCAAGUGCCACACACUGGAGGAGGUGUGGUCCUGCUGGAUCGAGCUGCUGCAGGAUCUGGACGUGGAGUCUGGCUGGUUGAACACGCUGGAGGAGAAAGUUCAAGCCACUGAGAGCGUCCCAGAAAACACAGAGUCUGUCAGCGAGGCUCUGGAGUCUCUGGAGUCGGUUGUGCGUCAUCCGGGUGAUAACAGGACUCAGAUCCGAGAGCUGGCCCAGACUCUCAUCGACGGAGGCAUUCUGGAUGAACUCAUCAGCGAGAAACUGGAGAGCUUCAACUCACGCUACCAAGAACUGACUCAGCUGGCUGCUGCACGUCAGAUGUGUCUGGAGCAGAAGUUGGGGACUCUGAGAGAGAACGAGGUGGUGUUACAAACACUACAGACGUCCCUGACGCAGCUGGACCAGACGCUCACCUCGUACCUCACCGACCGCGUCGACGCCUUCCAGCUGCCACAGGAAGCUCAGGUCAUUCAGGGCGAGAUCGCGGCCCAUGAGGCCACACUGGCGGAUCUGAGGAGGAGGAACGUAGGUAACGUAGCUCCAACCGUCCCAGAGGGCAAACCAGUGCGAGGAGGAACCCUCCUGGACCAGUUACAGCGGAAACUCCGUGAGAUUAGUACAAAAUUCCAGCUGUUCCAGAAACCAGCCAACUUUGAGCAGAGGAUGCUGGACUGCAAGAGGAUUCUGGACAACGCUAAAGCUGAACUUCACAUCCUGGACCUGAACGACACACAACCAGAGGAGAUCCAGACCCACCUGAACGGAUGCAUGAAACUGUAUAAGAUCUUGAGCGAGGUGAAACUGGAGGUGGAGACGGUGAUUAAAACAGGAAGACAGAUCGUACAGAAACAGCAGACAGAAAAUCCUAAAGGAAUGGAUGAACAACUCACCGCCCUCAAAUUACUCUACAAUGAGCUGGGAGCUCAGGUGACUGAGGGGAAGCAGGGUUUGGAGAAGGCCUUGUCUCUGUCUCAGCGGCUGCAGAAGGACAGCGCCGCCCUGCAGGCCUGGAUGAGGCACACUGAGACCCCGCUGAAAGAGAAGCUCAGCACAGGACACAUGCCUGACGACAUCGAGACGGAGAUCACAUGGGCCAACGGCCUGCUGAAGGAGUCUGAGCUCAAGAAGAGCGCUCUGUCUGUGGUGAUGGAGAACAGCGCCGCCCUGCAGGCUUUAGUGGAGGGCAGCGAGGCUCAGCUGGAGGACCAGCUGUUUGUGCUCAAUGAAGACUGGGAGCGUGUGCACACAAUGAUCGAGGACUGGCUCAAUGCUGUUCUGAAUCACUUGCGUGAGCUGGAGGUGUUUGAUGAGAAUUUGGCUCAUAUCAGCACAUGGCUCUAUCAGACGGAGAUACGACUGGAUGAGAUGGAGAAGAUGCCUGCAGUCGAGAAAGAGAGGAUGAUGAAGGCUGUGUUGUGUGAGCUGGAGGGAAUGAGUGUGCGUGUGGACCGUGCUCGUGACCAGGCAGUGAUCUUGAUGACCAGCAGAGGGCCUGUGUGCAGAGAGCUGGUGGAGCCCAAACUGGCCGACCUCAACCGUAACUUCCACAAGGUGGCGCAGCACAUCAGCGCUGCUCAGGUGUCUGCUGGUCUGGAGGUGACAGAUGGGAGGUCUGCUCCUCUUCUCUCCUCCUCACAGAUACAGCUGUUUGAGUCAGACCUGCAAGCUACUAUCAGAGCCCUGCAGCGACAGGAGAAAACACACACGCCUGACGACGAGAGGCUGGAUGAGGAGAAAGCUCAUGUUGAGGAGGUGUUGAGGAGAGGAGAGGAGCUGCUGAUGUCUGUUCCUGAUGAGGACAGAAGAGAGGACAUCCGCAGGAGACUCCUGCUGCUCCAGACGGGCCACAAGGAGCUUCGUAUCACCAGAACACCGUCUUCUCCUCCGCAGAGAUCAGAGUCAUCCCUCGCGUCCGUCUCCCCGUCCGACUAUCUGCUGGACAUUAAUAAGGUUCUGCUGGCCAUGGCCGACAACGAGCUGCUCCUGAACUCCUCAGAGCUCAGCGGAGGACUGUUUGAGGAUUUCUCCAGCCAGGAGGACGCGCUCAGGAAUAUAAAGGAGAGUUUGGAGCGGCUGGGAGAGCGGGUGGAAGUGAUUAAUGAGCGCCAGCCGGAUGUGAUUCUGGAAGCAUCCAGACAGGAGAUGGCACAGAUAUCUGAUGCCCUGACACAGCUGAACUCAGAGUGGGACCGAGUCAACCGCAUGUACAGCCAGAGGAAACGGUGUUUCGAUGGGGCUGUGGAGGAGUGGAGGCAGUUUCACUGUGACAUGAAUGAUCUCUCGCAGUGGCUGAGCGACACUGAACAGGUCCUGGCUGACGGAGAACUGGACCUGGACCGCGCUCGAGCACAGCAACAGGACCUGGAGGAAGCUCUGGCCUCUCAUCAGUCUGUUGUGGCGGUGUUGAGCCGGUCUGGAGAGCACAUCAUGGGUCAGGUGUCGUCACCUGAUGCUGCUCUGCUGCAGGAGAAGCUGGACGCUCUGAGACACCGCUGGACACACAUCGAGAGAGAAGUGUGUGAGCGCCAGCGCAGGUUGAUGGGUGAGGAUCCGGCCGUGAUGGAUGUGCUUCAGAGGACCGCUGCUCUGGCUCAGUGGCUGGAGCACACGGAGGGCGCUGUGGAGAUGCUGCCGGUUUCAGCCUCCGACAAGAGCCUCAGAGAGCUCAAGGCCUUGACGGAGGAGAUGGAGGGUCAGAAUGAGACGUUGUCAUGGCUGAAUAAAACCGGCUCUCAGAUCUUGUCAAACUCCAGUCUGAGUCCUCAGGACAGAGACACUCGUGUGAAUAAAAUCAGGCAGAUAAACCUCAGCUGGAGUAAAGUGAGCCGUGAGCUGCUGGAUAAGGUGCGUGAGGUGGAGGGGCGUCUGCAGACACACACAGCGGUCCAGGACGAGAGGAGGCUGGGGUCGUACACACAGUUUCAGGAGCGCAUGAGCAGACUGGGCGGCUGGGUUAACAUCAGCAGCCAGUCUCUGAGCGACGUCACACCGGCGGAGAGACAGGGUCUGGAAAUGUCCAUGCGAGAGCAGAAGCGGGAGCUGGAGGAGCUGUUGUCUUACUCUAUUGAACUCCAGAGGAAACAGCUGCUUUUACCACAGGAGAAGAGUAAAAUCGAACAGUUGGCAGCAGACUGGAAAGCUCUGGAUGCCAGACUGAAAGAGCCUCUGUCUCCAGAGCUGGCGGGCCCGAGCUACCUCCAGCAGACGGCCACAGAGCUGGCGGGCCCGAGCUACCUCCAGCAGACGGCCACAGAGCUAUCGGACUGGCUGCUCCUCAUCCAUCAGAUGCUCAAAUCCAACAUCGUCACGGUGGGAGACAAAGAGGAGAUCCACACCACCAUCGGCCGCCUGCAGGCGACUAAAGUUGAUCUGGAUCAGAGACAUCCACAGCUGGAAGACAUCAUCACUCUGGCUCAAAACAUCAAGAACAAAACCUCCAACCUCGACGUGCGCACCUCCAUCUCUGAGAAACUGGAGAAGGUCUGCAGCCAAUGGGACGGCACACAGCAUGGCUUGGAGGCGCGGCUUCUGCAGCUGGAGUGCAUGAUCGGCCACAGUGACCAAUGGGAGGAGCAGAGGCACAAGGUGAACGCUCUGAUUGGACAAAACGAGAUGCGUCUGAACAACCUGCUGCAGCUGAGCCGGGAGCCGCUUACCAAACAGAUCAGUGACAACAAGGCGUUCUUGCAGGAGCUCAGUCGAGGACAGGAGAGCCUGACGUCCUUUAAUGAACUGUCCAAUCAGCUUCUGCAGGAAUAUGCCUCUGACGACACGCGCAAGGUCAAAGAGGUCAUGGACAAACUCAACACGGUGUGGAACAGCGUCAGUAACAGGGCGUCGGAUCGUCAGGCUGCGCUGGAUUCAGAGCUGAAGUCUCUCCAGACGUGUCUCCGAGAGCUCGAGUCCUUCCUCAAGUGGCUCCAUGAGGCGGAGACUACGGUCAGCGUGUUAUCUGACGCCGCCCAGAGGGAGGAGCUCUCGCAGGACUCCACCCACAUCACAGAGCUCAAAGGGCAGCUUGGGGACAUCCAGGCGGAGAUCGAGGCUCAUAAUGAUGUCUUCAGGAGUGUGGAUGGGAAUAAGAUGAAGAUGGUGAAGGCUCUGGGGAGCUCAGAGGAAGCAGUUUUCCUUCAACAGAGACUGGAUGACAUGAACCAGCGCUGGAACGACCUGAAGGCCAAAUCAGCCAAUAUACGGGCUCAUCUGGAGGCCAGUGCUGAGCGCUGGAACCGGCUUCUGUCAGUCCUGGAGGAUCUGGGCCGCUGGAUCAGUGUGAAGGAUGAGGAACUGAACAAACAGAUGCCCAUCGGAGGAGACGUGCCCACAGUGCUGCAGCAGCAGAACCACUGCAUGGCUCUGCGGGCGGAGCUUAAGGAGCGUGAGCAUUUCGUUCUCAGCACUUUGGAUCAGGCACACAUGUUUCUAGCCGACCAGCCAAUCGAAGGACCCGAAGAGCCACGCAAGAACCUGCAACCCAAAGCCGAGCUGAGCCCGGAGGAGAAGGCCCAGCAGGUGGCUAAAGCGAUCCGAAAGCAGACUGCAGAGGUGGGCGAGCGCUGGGAGAGGCUCAUGGGACACGCGGGCACCUGGCGAGAGCAGGUGGACAGAGCAUUAGAUAAACUCCAAGGUCUCCAGAGCUCCAUGGACCAACUGGACCUGCGUCUAGCCCAGGCCGAGGAGCUCAAAGCUGGAUGGCAACCGGUGGGAGACCUUCUCAUAGAUUCCCUACAGGAUCACAUCGAGAAAACAACGGCGUUUCAUGAUGAGAUCGAGCCUCUGAAACAGGAUGUCCGGGCAGUGAAUGAUCUGGCAGGUCAGCUGACCCCACUGGACGUCCAGCUGUCCUCCACCACCAGCCGUCAGUUAGACAACCUCAACAUGCGCUGGAAACUACUGCAGGCGGCUGUAGAGGAAAGGUUGAAGCUCUUACAGGAAGCACACAGGGAUUUUGGACCCUCCUCUCAACAUUUCUUAUCCACUUCGGUGCAGUUGCCCUGGCAGAGAGCAGUGUCCCAGAAUAAAGUGCCCUACUACAUCAAUCAUCAGAGUCAGACGACGUGCUGGGACCAUCCCAAGAUGACCGAGCUCUAUCAUUCUCUGUCUGACCUCAACAACGUGCGGUUCUCCGCGUACAGGACGGCGAUGAAGAUCCGCCGGCUGCAGAAAGCCCUCUGCUUGGAUCUGCUGGAUCUGAGUGUGGCUCAGUCCAUGUUCCAGCAGCACAAUUUGACGGUAAACUCCCAGCAGCUGGCGGUUCCUGAGGUCAUCAACUGCCUGACGUCUGUGUAUGACGGACUGGAGCAGGAACACAAAGACCUGGUCAACGUCCCGCUGUGUGUGGACAUGUGUCUCAACUGGCUGCUCAAUGUCUACGACACGGGUCGCAGUGGGAAAAUUCGAGUUCUGUCCAUGAAGAUUGGUCUUCUCUCUCUUUGUAAGGGUCACCUGGAGGAGAAAUACAAAUGUCUGUUUAAUCAGGUGUCGUCGGCGGGUGAGACGUGUGAUCAGAGGCAGUUGGGUCUUCUGCUGCAUGAUGCCAUUCAGAUCCCUCGACAGCUGGGGGAGGUGGCGGCCUUCGGCGGGAGCAACAUCGAGCCCAGCGUCCGCAGCUGCUUCCAGCAUGUGACCAAUAAGGUGGAGCUGGAGCCCAGGCAGUUUAUUGAUUGGAUGAGGCUGGAGCCGCAGUCGAUGGUUUGGCUUCCGGUCCUGCACAGAGUGGCAGCAGCAGAAACGGCCAAACACCAGGCCAAGUGCAAUAUCUGUAAAGAGUUCCCCAUCGUGGGCUUCAGAUAUCGCAGUUUGAAGCAUUUUAACUAUGACGUUUGCCAGAGUUGUUUCUUCUCUGGACGCACAGCGAAGGGUCAUAAACUCAACUACCCCAUGGUGGAGUACUGCACACCGACCACCUCAGGAGAAGACAUGCGAGAUUUCACCAAAGUCUUAAAAAACAAGUUCCGCUCAAAGAAGUAUUUCGCCAAGCACCCUCGCCUGGGAUACCUGCCUGUCCAGACGGUCCUCGAGGGAGACAACAUGGAAACUCCGGUCACUCUCAUCAGCAUGUGUCCGGAGCAGUAUGAGCUUUCUCCAUCGCCACAAUUCUCUCAUGACGACACACACUCACGGAUAGGGCAGUACGCCAACAGGUUGGCACAGAUGGAGCGAUCUAAUGGCUCUCUGCCCACCGACAGCAGCUCGGCCACUGGAAGCAUGGACGAGGAACACGCUUUAAUCCUGCAGUACUGUCAGACUUUGGGAGGGGAGGGCUCAUCCUUCAGCCAGCCCCAAACCCCCGCCCACAUCAGCAGGAGCCCCGCCCAUAACACUAACAGACCUGCCUACCUGCUCCAGAGCCCCGCCCAGAUCCUGCAGGCUGUGGAGAGGGAGGAGCGAGGAGAGCUGGAGCGGAUCAUAGCACGACUGGAGGAGGAGCAGCGGACCCUGCAGAGGGAGUAUGAACAGUUGCGCCAGCAGCACGGUCAGCCCGGCGCGGGGGCCACAGCUGUUGGCGGGACCCCUGAGGAAGCUGACCUGUUAGCUGAAGCUAAACUCCUGCGACAGCACAAGGGACGGCUGGAGGCCCGCAUGCAGAUACUGGAGGACCAUAACAAACAGCUGGAAUCACAGCUCUACCGACUACGCCAGCUGCAUCAGCCUGAGUUAAAUGGCUCGUCCUCUUCUGGCUCUCUCCAUCAGGAUACAGCAGGACAGGCCGAGCUCCCAGAGGAGUUUCUCCAUCAGUGUGCUAACAGUAACUCUGAUCUGGCUGAGGUUGUGGAACAGAUUAACCACAGUUUUCCUGCAUGCUCUCCGUCAAGUGUGUCCUCAAGGCCGAAGGUGAUGUGAAGGUUUUCAGCAGAACAUCCCUUUGGAAAUCUUGCGGACAUGAAGAGCAGACUCAAACUAGACAUGACAAGAAGAUUCCCGUUCUAGAGAUGUUUGUCCUCAAACCCAAAGACUGGCCCACACAGUUAAUUCAAUGGCUAUUACUACUGCGUCUGUCUGUACUAUGCAACUGUACAUUUGAUCAACAUGUAGAUUGUACGUGAGGUGUAUCUGCCCAUUGUUUUAAUACUCAGAUGAUUAUUUAGGGUUAUGGGGGCCAUUUAUGGUAUAACAUGUAUGCUUUUAUUACUGUGUUCACCAAGAACCCACACUGCUACCACACGCAGCUCACAUCAGUUGCUGUUCAGAAUGGCACGGUGUCUUUCUACAGACGUGCUUAUUAGUUGAAUCAGAAAACGAGUUGAACAUCCGUGUAUAUGAAGACGAAGCGGCCUCGUAAUACUAAACUGUUAACGAAUGUUGCCCCCAGCAUUAUUCUGUUCAACUUUAAACUGUUUUGACAGUGUUUGCCGUGAACUCGGGUAGCAGCGCAUCUGAACCCUCACUGAAUUUCUAGAGCGCAUGCACAGAUGAUGUACAACACAAUCAUUCGAACACGUCGAAAACACCCUUUUGUGCCUAUAAAGCAUCCAUUCCAGGAGAGAUGAGUGGCUGAGAGAUGCGUUUUUCUCAAAACUGUGUUGAAAGAUUAUAUUAUAAAAAGUCAAAUGUAGGAAAUGUGGAUUUUUAGGACGUUUGGCCCAAGAUGAUUUAUCUUUGUGUAGUAUAGUUUUCUAAAUAAAUGUUUAAAAAAAAAUGUAAUUAGAGAAAGCCAUGAUUGCCUUGCUACCUCAGACAUCAGUCAAUCAGUCAUUCAUUGGUGUGACUGUCGAUUAAUCUUACUCUCCCACUUCCAAAAACAAAACUAAGGAAAUCGCCCCAAUGGUCGUUCCAUAAUGUUGCACUUGCUACGCAAGUAAGCUUCCCCGAUGAAUACUUUGUGUUUGUCCCUUGUUUUCCUGGCAGUCCUUUGAUUUUUCCACAUGGUGUAUUUGUGGUGUAUUCAGUGAAGUGUUUAACAUUACUGUAACACCUGCGAAGCUUUGUUCUGAAGCUGAUUGUAGUGAAGUCACCGAUGCUGUGCUGUUCUGACCCAAGAUAGAUCAAUAAGACCCAACACACUACAUGUAAUGAGGUUCCAUAUGUUUUAUUCAAAAUAAAGUUUUUAUAAUGAGUG